Messenger RNA from Homo sapiens (human), 907 nucleotides. RefSeq names its product NANOG neighbor homeobox (gene NANOGNB). Gene Ontology annotation, molecular function: DNA binding. Gene Ontology annotation, cellular component: nucleus. The record is from RefSeq and is marked validated. Lineage: Eukaryota; Metazoa; Chordata; Mammalia; Primates; Hominidae. The transcript is spliced from 4 exons. The coding region runs from base 71 to 637 and encodes 188 amino acids.
AUCUACCUUAUCUGGUCGGUCAUCUCUGUAACCUCCCUACCAAGGACUAAUUGGUCUUUAAAACUCCUCAAUGCACCGGGCGCGGUGGCUCACGCCUGUAAUCCCAGCACUUUGGGAGGCCGAGGCGGGCAGAUCACGAGGUCAGGAAAUCGAGACCAUCUUGGCUAACAAGAAACAAUCAGCUAUGCCUUGGGAUCAAGAUCCAGAACAAUCAACUGGAAAUUACAGUGAAGAUGAACAAAAUGGAAAGCAGAAAUGGAGAGAAGAAGGAGAAGCAGGCAGAAAGAGAGAACGAGAAAAAGAAGAAAAAAACGAAAAGGAGCUGCAAGAUGAACAGGAAAACAAAAGGAAAAGGGAAAAUGAGAAACAGAAACAGUAUCCCGAGAAAAGAUUAGUCAGCAAAUCCCUCAUGCAUACUCUCUGGGCAAAGUUUAAGUUAAACAGGUGCCCCACUAUACAAGAGAGUCUAUCACUGUCAUUUGAAUUUGACAUGACACAUAAACAGAUAAGUCAAUGGUUUUGUAAAACGAGGAAGAAAUAUAAUAAAGAAAUGUCCAAGAGAAAGCAUAAGAAAAAACAUAUGAGAUGGAGAUCUCUGUGUUGCCAAGGCUGGUCUCGAACUCCUGCCCUCAAGUGAUCUUCCUAUUUUGGCCUCCAGAAAUGCUGUGAUUACAAGCAUGAGCCAUCGCACUGGCUAAGACAUUUUACAUGACACCAUUCUCACCAAUAAAUGGAGUUCUGAAAGGAUAAACAAGAAAACAUUAACAGUCGUUGAUUCCGUGGAGUAGAACUAAAUGAGGGGUAUGCAAAGGAGUUUUUAUGUGUUUUAUUUUUACCCUACUGUAGAUUUAAAGUUUUUAUAAUGGAUGUUAAUUGAUUUUAUUUAAGAAAAAAAAUCGAGUCAAGG